Molecule: messenger RNA, 2394 nt
Organism: Girardinichthys multiradiatus
Lineage: Eukaryota; Metazoa; Chordata; Actinopteri; Cyprinodontiformes; Goodeidae
Gene: bag4
Product: BCL2 associated athanogene 4
Exons: 5
Coding region: 178-1323 (381 amino acids)
Biological process (GO): protein stabilization
Cellular component (GO): cytosol; nucleus; membrane
Molecular function (GO): adenyl-nucleotide exchange factor activity; protein-folding chaperone binding
Source: RefSeq, a predicted model, not a curated record
UUAGCUCCGCCUGUCGCCGGAGUCUAUCGUUCAGACAAAAAUCUGACGACCUGUACUUCUGUGUAGAAGCCGCUCUGGGAAUGCUGACGGGUUAAAUAAGUAUCGCUGUGCUAGUUAAAGGUUUUAUUCUUUACAAGGACAGAUGACGGGACGGCUGGCGGGAAACUCGCGUAGCUGAUGCAUCACCAUCAAAUGCAGUCAAAUUUGAAACCUGGCUGGCCCUCGACUUGUAACACCGGAAAUAACCACGACAACUGGAAUAACGCUAUGGAUGCUCCUCAGUAUCCAGGUUACCCUACACAUUACUGGUAUCCACAGUCUCACUCCAAUGGACACUAUGCACAGGCUUAUCCGUCGGGGUCAGAUGUUCAGCCACAGUACAAUCCACAGGUAAUGCCUGGAGGCUAUCCAAAUGGCCAUGCUAUCUACAACGCUGCACAAAACCAGUAUCCAGCAGGUGGUUUUCAUCCAUCCAACCCGUUCUACUGUGCUGACCCUCAGAGAAGUUCCUAUCCUAACCAAGGCUGUCCGACUGAGCAGAGUGGUGGGCCGUCGGGGCAGCCGCACACUCAGCUCCAGCAUCAUCAUUAUUCUGGUCCACACUGUCAAGGGGGUCCUGGAUACCCAUCUGGACCGUACUCGCACUACAGUGAAGGUGGACAUGCUGUGUCUCCAAAUCCCCCCUACCCCACUGGGCAGCCUCUUCAUACCAAUCCUCAGGGCGAUGCCUGGGGGCACACAGGUCCAUAUGCUUCCUCACAGCAGUGGCACCCAGGGCAGCAGCCUUCACAAAACCACUAUGGAAAUCCUGUCCGUCCUGCACAACCCCCAGCAUGGCCAGGAACUGGAACUGGUGCUCCACCACCCUAUCAGCCCAAGGACCAACAGCACCAGCGAACCCCUCAGGUUGGACCUAAACCGAGGCCAGCACCAUCCCCGAAUACCCCCAACAUAAACCCUGCUGAAAUAAGUUCACCUCCCCAAAUUUACAGCAAAGCUGGGCGAAGUGAUCCUAAUGCUUCUCAAACUGUCCCCCAACCAGCAGCUGCUCAUGCUGGACCUCAGUCCCUUAGCGACAAUCCUGGGCUUGCUAAAGUCCAGCUGGUCAUGGCCAGGGUUCAGCUGCUUCGGGAAGAUGUUGAUGAGUUUGUUGGGAGAAAAACAGACAAGAGUUAUCGGUGUCUGGAGGAACUACUGACCAAAGAGCUGCUGGAGCUAGACUCCGUGGAGACUCAGGGACAGGAGAUUGUUCGACAAGCCCGCAAAGAUGCUGUGCAGAGAAUUCAGGCCAUUCUGGACCAGCUGGAGAAGAAGGCUUUCUGAAGUGGACUGUAUUUAUCUGCCUGUCGAUCAGUUAUUCUUGUUUUCUUUGCUCAAAUCUUCCAUGGACAAACUGAGGGUUCGGUCUCCUUCUUCAGAGACGUACGGAUGUUUCCUAAGAAAUUGUCAUUAUUAUAUAGAUGAGGUAAAUUACAUAGACCCCAGGAAAAGAUGCGCCUCUGAUCUAAAGUUUAAAACAUCCUUUAAGGAGUGUUUGUGCUGGCAGUAAACAUAAAACUUAUAUAUCAUAAGUGACUUUCAGCCUCCAUGAGUGACUGAGCUUGCUACACAUCCUGACUCUCCGGCUCAUCACAUCUUUUACGUCAUGCCUUCACCAGCGUGGUGCAGGGUCCCGCCACACGGCAGCUGUUUGCGUAACACACGUUCAGAACGUCCUCGGCAUUUUGGUCCGUUUUCAUCUCGUCCUUCCUGGAACAACACACUCAUUCCUCAGCUGAUUAUUUGCAUGUUCAUGCUUUUGUGCCCCCCCCCGUGAUGGCUUUGGUAUGCACUUUGUUGCUCAUGGUCACUCUAUCUCUCUGCAGCAGUCGGUGCAGUGUUUCUCUUAUGCUCUCAGCCUCGCAUGCACUGUAGUGUCAGAUAAGCACUCGCACAGCCCAUCAUCCAGCCCAUACUGUAGCAGAUUAAUGAAACCCCCUAAAGAUCGCUGUCCUCGUUACUCCGGUCUCUGAAGUGUAGAAUUAAAAUCAGACCUACAUGUGAAUACCAUGUAUUUUGUUCUUGAAGCUAAGGACAAUGUUAACAGUUCAUUUAGAAGUGUUUUUUUUUUCCUCACUUUUUGUACACCUGUAAAAAGUCAAAUAUGAAGCUUUAACAUUUUCUGUAAAGGUUUAUGCCUAAAGACAGUGUUAAAUGCACUUAGGCACAAAGGUUAAGUUGGAGUUAGUUCAUUAUUCUCUAGGGCACAAAUUCUUCUUUGAGCUGCUCAUGUGCAACACAUUCUUGUUGGUUUUGUUUGAAAAAGGAAAAAAAAGAAGUGCCAUAUUUGAUAUGGUGAUUUUUAUAUAUGAUCAGAAGAACAAUAAUAAACAACCGAAAGGUUUGCAUGGAAAA